ACUCUAUUGUUUUCCCGCUUCUGAUAGGCGAAGCACCGAGCGGUGCGUGGUGACGUCACGACAAGGCGACGUUACUAUAAGAUCGCGAUUCUGCGGCAGCGUGUCUCUUUGUCGUGCUCGUGAGCUCCUAGGCGCGGCAGGCCUAGAGACGCCAACAUGCCGGUUGCCAGAAGUUGGGUUUGUCGUAAGACCUAUGUGACCCCCCGGAGACCCUUUGAGAAGUCGCGUCUCGACCAGGAACUGAAGCUCAUCGGAGAAUAUGGGCUCCGGAACAAACGUGAGGUGUGGAGAGUCAAAUUUACCCUGGCCAAGAUCCGCAAGGCCGCCCGAGAGCUGCUAACGCUGGACGAAAAGGACCCACGGCGUCUUUUUGAAGGCAAUGCUCUGCUGAGGCGACUUGUUCGCAUUGGGGUGCUGGAUGAGGGCAAGAUGAAGCUGGAUUACAUCCUGGGCCUGAAGAUUGAGGAUUUCUUGGAGAGGCGGCUGCAGACCCAGGUCUUCAAGCUGGGUUUGGCUAAAUCUAUUCACCAUGCCCGUGUGCUCAUCCGCCAGCGUCAUAUCAGGGUCCGCAAGCAAGUGGUGAACAUCCCGUCCUUCAUUGUUCGUCUGGACUCUCAAAAGCACAUUGAUUUCUCGCUCCGGUCUCCUUAUGGUGGUGGCCGACCAGGCCGAGUGAAGAGGAAGAAUGCCAAGAAGGGCCAGGGUGGUGCAGGAGCUGGUGAUGAUGAGGAAGAGGAUUAAGUUAAUGUCUCCCUGGACUGGAGAAUUGUCUAGUUUUCCAGUUGGCUAAUAAAACAGAAUUAACACUUGG
Molecule: messenger RNA, 811 nt
Organism: Myodes glareolus (Bank vole)
Lineage: Eukaryota; Metazoa; Chordata; Mammalia; Rodentia; Cricetidae
Gene: Rps9
Product: ribosomal protein S9
Biological process (GO): translation; ribosomal small subunit biogenesis
Cellular component (GO): cytosolic small ribosomal subunit
Molecular function (GO): rRNA binding; structural constituent of ribosome
Source: RefSeq, a predicted model, not a curated record